AUGCCCAAGGGAAAGGCUGAAGGGGAUCCUAAAGGAGAUAAAACCAACGUGAAGGACAAACCACAGAGAAGAUCCACGAGGUUGUCUGCUAAACCUGCUCCUCCAAAGCCAGAGCCCAAGCCUAAAAAGAGCCCUGCAAAGAAUGGAGAGAAGGUACCCCAAGAGAAAAAGGGAAAAGCUGAUGCUGGCAAGGAGGAGAAUAACUCUGCAGAAAAUGGAGAUGCCAAAACAGACCAGGAACAGAAAGCUGAAGGUGCUGGAGAUGCCAGGGGAAGUGUGUGCAUUUUUUAUAACUGUGUACUUCUGGUUCACGCCUCCUGGGUUCACGCCAUUCUCCUGCCUCAGCCUCCCAAGUAG
Messenger RNA from Chlorocebus sabaeus (green monkey), 357 nucleotides. Lineage: Eukaryota; Metazoa; Chordata; Mammalia; Primates; Cercopithecidae. The record is from RefSeq and is a predicted model, not a curated record.